AGGAAAGUAGACUGUAGUCUGUAGGGUGUAGACCUCGUUUUGCCGCUUUUGUACGUCAUCUGCAGUUGAUGAAAAGAAGCCAAAUUAACAAACCAAUUGAAACCCAAACGGAAACGGAAAUUGAAAGAAAUAGCGAAAGAAAGCAAGAGCGCACUGAACAGUAACUGAAGAGAAGAAGAAGAAGAAGAAGCGCAGAAUGGACAACAGAAACGUCGUCGUCUGCGACAACGGAACUGGGUAUGUGAAGUGCGGUUUCGCUGGGGAGAAUUUCCCCACGUCUGUUUUCCCUUGCGUGGUGGGAAGGCCAAUGCUUCGGUACGAAGAAUCGCUCACUGAGCAAUCGCUAAAGGAUAUUGUUGUUGGAGAAGGGUGUGCAAACUUGCGGCAUCAGCUUGAUAUAUCUUACCCAGUUAACAAUGGCAUCGUGCAAAACUGGGAUGAUAUGUGUCAUGUUUGGGAUCAUGCAUUUUACAAUGAAUUAAAGAUUAACCCGCCUGACUGUAAAAUUCUACUCACAGAUCCACCGCUUAAUCCCUCAAAGAAUCGUGAAAAAAUGAUUGAGAUGCUGUUUGAAAAGUACAAUUAUGCUGGAGCGUAUAUCUCAAUUCAAGCUGUUCUGACAUUAUAUGCUCAAGGUUUGUUGACUGGAUUAGUUAUUGACUCUGGUGAUGGUGUCACUCAUGUGGUUCCAGUUGUUGAUGGCUAUUCAUUCCCUCAUCUAACAAAGCGGAUGAAUGUAGCUGGCCGACACAUAACAUCCUAUCUUGUUGAUUUGCUUUCAAGAAGGGGGUAUGCACUGAAUAGGACUGCGGACUUUGAGACCGUUAGGGAAAUCAAGGAGAAACUAUGCUAUAUAAGUUAUGAUUACAAGAGGGAAUAUCAAUUGGGGCUUGAGACCACUAUCCUUGUCAAGAACUAUACGCUUCCAGACGGGCGGGUCAUUAAAGUGGGCACUGAAAGGUUCCAGGCUCCUGAGGCUCUUUUCACUCCGGAACUUAUAGAUGUUGAAGGUGAUGGAAUGGCUGACAUGGUCUUUAGAUGCAUUCAGGAAAUGGAUAUUGACAAUCGGAUGAUGCUUUACCAACACAUAGUUUUAAGUGGAGGGAGCACCAUGUAUCCUGGAUUACCAAGCCGAUUGGAAAAGGAAAUACUUGAUCGUUAUCUUGAUGUUGUUCUGAAGGGUAACAAAGAUGGAUUGAAGAAAUUGCGAUUAAGAAUUGAGGAUCCACCGCGUAGAAAGCACAUGGUGUACCUUGGAGGUGCUGUACUAGCAGGGAUAAUGAAGGAUUCCAACGAUUUUUGGAUCGAAAGGGAACAUUAUCUAGAAGAAGGAGUUGCUUGUCUAAGUAGGUUAGGCCAUUAAGGUCUGCGAGACCACACUGAAUGUGGGAGAUCACUUGUUGAGAAGCAAAAGCACAAAAGAGGCCAUGUGAUGUAAAAAAUAUUCAAAGCUCUUAAAACUGCUUCCUCUAAUAGAUUUGCAUUUGAUUGGGUUUUGGCCUUGUAUAGGUUCCCCAAUGCUAUAUUGGAGGCCUAGCUGUUAUAGUGCAGUUUGCAAUCAUGUUUCUUAAUAGGUAAGACAAGAAGAAACCCAUGCAUCCUGUUAUCUUUUCCAACAAGAUUUGUAAUUUUCUUAAAGUAAGGAAUACACGUCGUCUGUAAAUUUUUUAAAAUUGUAUAAUUUCAUUCAUACUUUGUUGAGAGAGAUUGUAAUACACUAAUACACAUCUAUGAAUGUCGGCAAUUGGCAAUUUAAUCGGUUACAUAAUCCAUCAAAGGAAAUUGUUGUU
Molecule: messenger RNA, 1790 nt
Organism: Arachis ipaensis
Lineage: Eukaryota; Viridiplantae; Streptophyta; Magnoliopsida; Fabales; Fabaceae
Gene: ARP2
Product: actin related protein 2
Source: RefSeq, a predicted model, not a curated record